AUGAGCAGCUUCUGCUACUGCCUGGGAGGGAGCUAUGGCCCCUCCAACAGCAUCCCUGAACCCUCCUCUUCUAAAGGAGGGCCCUCCUGGACCCGGGAGCGGACCCUGGUGGCCGUGAAGCCAGAUGGGGUGCAGCGGCGGCUUGUUGGGGAUGUGAUCCGGCGUUUUGAGAGGAGGGGCUUCAAGCUGGUGGGGAUGAAGAUGAUUCAGGCGCCAGAGAGCAUCCUUGCUGAGCACUACCACGACCUUCAGAGGAAGCCCUUCUACCCAGCCCUCAUCAGCUACAUGAGCUCUGGCCCCGUGGUGGCCAUGGUCUGGGAAGGCCCCAAUGUGGUCUGUACCUCAAGGGCCAUGAUAGGGCACACGGACUCAGCUGAGGCUGCCCCCGGCACCAUUCGAGGCGACUUCAGCUUCCACAUCAGCAGGAACAUCAUCCACGCCAGCGACUCCGUGGAGGGGGCCCAGCGGGAGAUCCAGCUGUGGUUCCAGAGCAAUGAGCUGGUUGACUGGGCAGACGAAGGCCACCGGAGCAGCCUCUACACAGCCUGAACCUCAGGCUGCCCUAGGCUGCCCUCAGCAUCCACCCAGGACCAACUACCUCUGUCCACAAGAACUUGAUCCCACACUGUGCUCUGCCCAUCUGUCCCAGACCACUUCCCUGUUCACUGUCGGCUUCAGCCCAGAGCAGUUGAGCCAACGUUAUGUGCCUUUUGGUAUCUUAAACCAGCAAGAGAUUGGACCAAAUCCUUUCCAUACCAAAAUGCCAGACCACCUUUGGGGGGGUCUCCAAAAGUGGUUUAACCUCCCCUCCCCCACAGGGGAGACAUUAAAAUUCCUUGUGCUGUGCA
Molecule: messenger RNA, 848 nt
Organism: Myotis brandtii (Brandt's bat)
Lineage: Eukaryota; Metazoa; Chordata; Mammalia; Chiroptera; Vespertilionidae
Gene: NME4
Product: NME/NM23 nucleoside diphosphate kinase 4
Exons: 5
Coding region: 1-549 (182 amino acids)
Biological process (GO): GTP biosynthetic process; UTP biosynthetic process; CTP biosynthetic process
Molecular function (GO): nucleoside diphosphate kinase activity
Source: RefSeq, a predicted model, not a curated record